This is a messenger RNA of Salpingoeca rosetta, 17642 nucleotides long. RefSeq lists its product as uncharacterized. The record is from RefSeq and is a predicted model, not a curated record. The transcript has 7 exons. Bases 222 to 17435 code for a protein of 5737 amino acids. Gene Ontology annotation, molecular function: metal ion binding; ubiquitin-protein transferase activity; ATP hydrolysis activity. NCBI's taxonomy places the organism in Eukaryota, Choanoflagellata, Craspedida, Salpingoecidae.
GUGCGACUGACACCCCCAUUUUGCUCUCCCAGCUUCCUGUGGACACCUUGUGUUGUCUUGUGUCCUGCGGAGAGAAGAAGAGCACGGCAAUAGAGCUGCUUGUGCGGACAGCACUUUCCUUGCUUUAAUUUGUUCCUUUGUUUGUAUUGGUUCUGUUGUGUGUUUUGAAGACGCACCAGCACACCUGUCCUGAUCACGGGUGAUAGGCAAGACCGGGCACCAUGGGUGAUUCGGACAAACCCGUUGCCCAACCACAGCAACAGCAGCAACAGCAGCAUGAUGAUGAUGGCGCUGCACCACCGUCGUUGGCACCCUCUUCGGGGCCAAACACACCGACACCAUCGACGCAAUCGACGCCAACAUCAACAUCAACACCAACCACCACCACCGACGCCACGCCGCCGUCGUCCUUGUCCUCGUCAACAUCCACGGGGACAAUGUCCACAAGUUCGUCGUCUGCGGGCGUGACAUCGCACCAGCAGACGGGUGACAAGAAGAAGACACCGCCGCCCGUGAAACCGAAGCGCCGGCAGCCGCCAGUCCCUGCACAGAGGCCACGGCCAAAGGCAGGCGCACAGGGCCCCGCUGUCGCGCAUGAGGAAGGAGACGCGGACGCAGACACAUCAGCGCAGCGGGCAAGGAAGCAGAAGCCGCCAACGCCGCCGCGCAAGGCAAAGCACAGCGACCCAAACCCACAGCAGCAGCAACAGCAGCCGGACAGCAGCGUGGGCGAAAAGCAGACAGCAAAGACGCAACCGCCACCUCCUCCGGUGAAGUCCAAACCGAAGAAGGAAGCAGAUGUGGGUGCGACCGUGCACGAGGGCGCUGUCACGCAGCAACAGCAGCCGCAACAGCAGCCGCAACAGCAGCAACAACAGCCACAGCAGCCGCAGACGAAGCCCGCACCAGCUCCAAAGCCCGCGCCGGCUGCAAAGCCGACACCAACCGCGAGCAAGGGCGAGUCUGCUGAGUCAGCAGCUCCCACCCCUCCGCCACGGCCAACAAAGCACACGCCAGAGAAGACGAAGGUGACAGGUACAGGUGACUCAGCAACACAAGAACCACCACAACCGCCAACGGCACCAAACGAUGUGUCAUCCAAGUCAGUUGAUGAUGAUGAUGAUGACACGACACAGCCCAAGGGCGAUGGCGAUGGUGGAGACCUGCAGGGCACCGCUUCUGAUUGUGCUGCACAUGACGGUGAUGAGAGCCAAGAGCACCAGCAACAGCAGACGAAGGAUGGUGACCCGAAGCCACAGCAACAACCACAACCGCCACAACAGCCAUCACCACAGCCGCCACAACAGCAAUCACCACAGCAGCCACAACAACACCCACAUCAACAGCCACCCCAGCAGCAAGAGCACCCCACCCCACCAUCGGCCUCCAAGAAAGCGAAAGCGGAAGCCAGACGCGCGCGAAAGGAAGCACAGCGGCUGCAGCUGCUCGAGAUGCAGCGGCAGAUGGCAGAGCUGCAGAAGCAGUUGGCUGAGACCAGCGGCAGUGAUGAUGAUGAUGAUGACGAUGAUGAUUACGAUGAUGUUAGUGUUGGGGUCGGUCAUCAACAAGGCCCAAUGUCCGAUCAGCCAUUGCCGCCUUCCACGACUCAAGCAGCACCAUCGAGUCAGCCGCAACCCAUCGCAGCAUCUGCAUCCAACAGCGGUGGCGGCUUCCAUCGCGACGCUGAGCCAACAGAUGGGACGGCAACAGUUGUGGUCGACGACGAUGAUGAUGAUGAUGACGCUGAUGAGAUUGACGCGGGUGCCACAGUAGCUGGUGAGAACAUGGCAGUUGCCGACAAGCCUGUGCACGCCGACGUUAAACACAAUCAUCACCACCACCACGAAGGCAACGCCGCCGAUGCCAGCAACGGUGGCGUUGACAUUGACGUGGCAGAUACCACCGCCGUCACGGCAUCUUACGAUGAGUAUCAGGACCACGAAGAGUACGACAAUGACGAAGACGAUGAAGAUGAUGGGUUUGGGUUCAAGACGCCACCAAACACGCUGAAGGAGGAUGGCGAGGGUCAAGCAUCGGCAUCCACAGCGAAGACAGAUACACCGCCCAAGCUGGCCGACGCAGCCAGUGCUGCCAGCGCGAUGGCAACUUCCAAACCAACACCAACGCACGUGCCCGGCAGCAAGGCCUCAGCACAACCGCUCGAACAUCCUUUGGGUGACGGGUACAGCUCGCACCAGGAAGCCACCACCCAACAACAGCAACCGCAGCAGCAGCAGCAGCACCAACCACAACGACAGCAACAACAAAACCCGCAGCAGCAGCACUCCAACUCACAUCAGCAGAAUCAGCCCCAUCAUCCAUCACCGCAAUCAUCGUCAUCAACGCCCCACGUGCCUGGCAGUAAGGCAACAGCGCCGCCAGGAUCAUCACCGUCGUCAUCACAGCACCAAACGCAGUCGUCUGCCAUGACCAAGUUUCCCACCAACCCUUCAGCUGCUGCAACCACGACAUACCACCAACACGACACAGCAGCUGGCCCUCCCGUUGCCGAUGCGGUGAAGCAACAGCUGAAACCAAUGCGCGACGUCAAAGUCCACGUGCACGUGAUGGAGGCGCCCGGACAAAUCAUCCACAUGCUCGGGAGCCACCCGGUGUUUGGCCGACUUGACGACGAAGAUGGCAAGGAGGAGUGGAUGCCAAACGCCGAAACACGGCUGCCAGAGCAACAUGACGACGACGACAAUGAUGCCGAUGAUGGUAUUGCUGAUGAUGAUGAUGACGAUGAUGAUGAUGGUGAGGAGUUUCACGAUGCAAGGUCGAGCCCGCGGUUUGGUGGCUGGUCCAGACCAAAGCAACAGGGGAAGAAGGGGAACAGCAAGAGCAAGGGCAAGGACAAGGGCAAGGGAAAGAAGAAAGGAAAGAAGAAGGGCAAGAAGAAGCAAGGGGAGCGUGGCACCAAGGAUCGCGCUUACCGCUACUCAGCCAGUGGUGGCAGCAGGAGCUCGCGUGACCGCUACUACACCAAAACCUUCACGGUGUCUGUGCGCGGGCCCACGACCAUCCUGUACAAGCUCGCCAAGUACUUUGAGGACGACGGCGUGUGGUCAAACGUGUACCGUCGCAUUCGAGGCAAGGGAUCACUCGAGUGGCAGCGUGGCCGUAACCGUGAGCUCGCCAUCAAGGAUGACAAGACCACGCACGUGCACGUGUUCAGCGACUUUGCGACAGACAACCACCACCUCCGUGCAAAGGCGAUUCGAUUCUUCAUCCAGCGGUUUCUGCGCCGCGACAGCAACGACGGUGCGCUGCGUGCCCUGCUCAACAUAAUGCCGAUGCACGAGGUCAUGGAUAACGUGUUGAGCAACGCCCCGUUUAUGGACUCCCUGACGGGGCACCAGGUGCUUCAUCUUCUCAUGGCCGUUGGCGUCACCAGCGUUGUUGGCGAGCUGCAGUCACGGCAGUGUCGCCCCAGCACGCGAGUCCUGAUCCAGAGCGCGCUCGUGUCUGAUCCCAACACGAUUCAACUCUUCUCCGCCAGCAACCCCAACCUGCUGCGAAACCACCUUCAGCUGCUGGCUGCCCUCAUCAACACGAGUACCAACAGCACUUACUCCUACGACAGGGACGCCGGAUACAACGACCCAUGCUUCAUCAUCCUCGUUCUGGGGCUCACUCCAAACUUUGAGGCAGAGAAGAUCGAGCACAGGGCCGAGCUGCCCACCACCAACAGCAGCAGCAACACCAAUUCACACCACUCCUACAGUCCCUACCACACUCACGCCGGAUACAACGACCCAUGCUUCAUCAUCCUCGUUCUGGGGCUCACUCCAAACUUUGAGGCAGAGAAGAUCGAGCACAGGGCCGAGCUGCCCACCACCAACAGCAGCAGCAACACCAAUUCACACCACUCCUACAGUCCCUACCACACUCACCAUCACCACCAUCACAGCCGCGCGCCAAUCGAGUACAGCGAGGACGACAUCUUGGAUGCCGCUGAUUUCGUGCAGCAGUACCACGAGACGAUCCACACUGGCGGCAAAGGCGCCAACAAGAAGAAGCGGGCUGCGGGCACAUCGGGCGCCUACCUCAAGUACAUGUCCACGCUGCCACAGGCACCCGGCGGGCAAGGCGCCAACAAGAAGAAGCGGGCUGCGGGCACAUCGGGCGCCUACCUCAAGUACAUGUCCACGCUGCCACAGGCGCAGGAGCACAUCUUCGACGUGUGGCUGAGCCAGCUGCCAUCGAUUGGCAACGAUACAGACCACCCGCUCGCCACGGGUGCGACGAAGCUGGCAACGUCGGCGCAACUCACAUCUGACCAGCGCGGGCGGCUCAUGCAGAUGCUCAUGAACAACGCCAGCAGCAAAAUCUGCCGCGACAUGCUGGACAGCCUCCUCACCACCAUCCCUGAAGGCAUCACCCAGAUAAAGGCAUACACGAGCAUGUGGAGCGUGGUGUCGCCAGCAGAGGUGGAGGCAGGCAUGCGCACCUGGCUGAAGGAAGAAGCAACCGAGACGCGAACCAUGACUGUGGAUGGCCCUGACGCUGGCACCACUGGUGCAUCGUCGUCAUCAUCGCGCGGCCCACGCACGUACGCGUCUGCGACUUCCCAUGGAUACCAUUUGCGCUCGGGCAGCAGCCGUUACGCCGGCGGCUCCUACGGUUACCAGCACCACCAGUAUCAGCACCACCAGCAGUAUCAGCAGCCACGCACCAAGACGGUGAAGGAGCUGAGUGUGUGCUCACUCAUCCGCUUCGCCACCACCAUCGAAGACAGAUUGCAGCAACAACUCGGUGUGAUCAGCAGCAUGCCAGCUGGCAGGGCGGCUGAGGUGGCAGCACGCAUGCACAAGUUCAAGCCCAUUUACCUGCUCGCCGGCGACUGUGUCGAAGAGAGCAACGUGCCCCUCGUCGCCUUCUUCCAGCAGCUGAUUGCCGCGUCGAGCGGCGACGGCGUUGUCUUGACUGUGGAGCAAACGACACCAAACCACCUUUUCGGUCUCGCUGCUGACCGCGCUGUUGCGCUCGCCCGGAAGCAUCGCCAGGCCGGCGAUAAGGACCUGUGUGCCCUCCUCAAGACCCUGCUCACAGCAACACACCCGGGCAGCAGCAACCACAACAUGUUCCGCCGCGUUGGCGUGGACAUGUUGUCAGAGCUCACCACCCCGCAAACCCUCACCGACGUUGCUACCCGCCCCGCGCUGUGGCGGCUGGUGCUCACCUCGCCCUCGCCAUACGAGUGGCAGCAGACGCAGCCGGCGGUGGCGGCACGACAGAUCCUGGCCCACGAAUACGAGGCGUGGCGUGACCUCGCCAAGACGCCAGCGGACAUUGCACAGUUGUUUCCACCAAACCAGGAGCCAGGCGCGCUGCGUGACAACAGGGCGACACUCGCCAAUCUCAUGGGCAUCGUGUCGCCCAAAGGCGUGCAGGAACCGUACAUGCUGAUUGAUGAGGCGCUGAGGGCACGUGAUCGCCUUGCCGGGGAGAGCAUGACGGUGGAGAGUUUGCACCGCUACCUGUCGGAUGUGCUGCCGACCAAUACGUGGGUGGCCAGCCUACCACAGACGCUUGACACGUGGCAGACACGCCCGCUCAGCCAAGUCAGCGACAACCAUCGCUGGAACGGGGCGCUUGCUGUUGCCGACAACGGCCUCCUCCACGCCAUCCACCAGCGUGCAAUGAGCUACACCUUCCGUGCCUUUGUCAACAAGCAGCUGCACACUAACACAGACACGGGUGUUGUAACAACAACGGCAGCAGCAGCAACAACAGCAGCAUCGAGUGGUGCUGAGGGCAACGCCGACGGCGAAGGGGAUGGCGACAACAACACCAAUGACGCCGACAACGACGCUGACGCUGACGAUGAUGAUGACGAUGGGAUCAUGUUUCCGCUGUUUGAUGACGACGACGACGAUGACGAUGCUGAUGAGGGUGGACCUGCCAUCGCUGCAACGGCACCACCGCCAUCACGGGAGGCCGUCAUGGCGCAGGCAAAGAAGGAGGUGGAGGAGACACUGGUGAAGACAACGGACCUGCUGGCGGAGCACGCGCGACUGUUCAGCCAACUCAGCUCCAACACACCGCUGUCUGAUCUUCACGUCAUGUGGGGAGGGCUCACGCGCGCACAGGUGGAACACGACAUGACGCUGCUGUGUACAGUGCUGACUCAUCCCAUGAACGCUGGCACAACGUGGCACGUGCAGGAACUGGUGAAUCAGCUCUCCAGCUAUGUUGAUCGGCGCCACUAUGCACAGCGCGCAGAGCAGCUUGGCCGUGUGCUGCAGGUGUGCCAGGACCUGCUGCAGCACCAGAGCUCCGAUCUCACCGAUGCCAUCGACGCGGUGCUGGCUGUGGACGACUCGCAGACACUCUGCCACCUGCACACGGCUGUGCAGGACGUGCAGUCACAUGUCCCUGACGACCCGGACGUGUGGGAGGUACUUGGCGAGAUGGCCGACGCAGGCAACUUGCUCGAGUUCCUGCGAGAACAGGAUGGUGACGUGCGCCACUACACGGCGAGCGCGGAGGCGUUUGGUUCCGACGCAUACAUGGCCACAGCCGAGCAGGUCAACGCCUUCAUUUUGCUGCACUCGUUUAUGUUCCCGCUCAUCAACGCUGACACAAAGGCGAAGGACCUGGAGGACUUUCUUCGUCUUCUCAGCCAGCGCUUUCACCAGAGCCAGGGCCAUGCUGCAUCCUCCUCGGGAGCAACAUCAGGUUCGGCGUCGUCGUCAGCGUCAUCGGCACGUCAGCCAGACCGCCUACCGCUGUCGCAACUGCUGCGCAUCUGCAACCAAGGUCUUGAGGCGCUGCAGCUGUUUGUGAACACGCUGAGCGACCGCGGUGCCGCUGCCCGCGAACGCAUUCGCCUCGUUGUUGAUCCCUCCGUCGAAGGCGCACGCAUCGUGUUCAGGUGCGACUCGCUCCGCCAGACGGCCAGUUACCACAUCUGCAUCCGUCACAGGAGCGAGGACAUUGAGUUGUCGGAGCGCGACGUGAGCGACCUGCGUGCGCGCGCGUGUCUGCUGUCCACAGACCAGGACCAGGACGUGCGGGUGCACAUGCAGCGGUUCAGGGACUUGGUGGAAGGCGUCGAGUUGGCCAUGGCAGAGCUGAAGCAGCUGGCGGAGAGCGGACACCUUGAAGAGUUCAACUGCUACACGCACGCAAUGGCGGUGCAGGGCGCCAACCUGAAGGACUACACGGGCGCGCUGCAGACCCACCUCCUGCUGUGGACGGAGCGCUUGAAGGAAAUGCGCGAGCGCUAUGACGUGCUCAACAUCUUUUCCAACCGCCAGCUGGUGGUGCUGUUCCAUGCACUCGUGCAACCCCACGAGCACCACGAUGAGGAGCUGGUGCAGGAGCGAGACCAGCUGCUGCUGGCCAUGCUCGGUCCCCACGCCGACGUGCACCAGGUGUCGCUGUUUGUGCACGAUGUGCUCAACAGCAUGGGUGCAUGCGAUGACAACGUGCACCGGCUGAGCGAGCUGCUGGCGAUGCUCAAGUCGCUCAUCGAUGCGCCGCCACCACGCGCCCUUCACCCCUCUGGAAUGAUUGACGAGAGCAUGCUGCCGCCGUUCCGCCACGCUGCCAGGCACGAUCUUGUGCGGGUGCUGCUGUCUGAGGACGAUCGCACGACCGCCGCCUCCAUCCUGGCCGCAUUCACGGACGCCAACCUGGAGUACCUGCCUGCGCAGUGCCUCUUCUGCUCCGAGCACACGCGCGUGGCGAUUGUGCGGCUGUUCCUUGCCCGCAGCCAGGAGACAACAGACCUGCCGUUUGUGCUCGUGUAUCCGGAGCUGCUCAGCAUUGAAGCGCAGGCGGAGUUGAAGGAGGAGUUGACCAAGUGGGGCCACCGCUGCUCUAACCCUCGCUCCUCAAAGCCAUUCGCACCCGCUGUUGGCGAGCACGUGCCGGAGUCAAGCCGCCCGCUGCCACGCUUCACCGUCGUGUGUCGCCGCACCACGCGCAGUCGCCUCCUGCACGGCGUUGCAGGGCUGGUGGACGAGGACUUGACGGGGCACGUGGCGCAACAGCUGCUGGCCAACUACGCGCUGCACACGAGGGAGCACGGUGCUGUCACCGUUGUGGCCAGCGAGUACGCGCAGCAGGGCAAAUCCACCUUCAUCCAGCACCACCUCGCACGCCUUGCUGGUGGCAGCAACAGUGCUGGUGAUGGUGAUGGUGAUGGUGAUGGCGACAGUGGACGUGGCAGUGGCCGUGUUGGGCGACGCGGGCCGCUUCGCUCGUCCAUGCUCUCACGCACGUCGCAAGCUACCACCGCAACCACCGCCACGACGAAAACGGGUGGCAGUGGCGCUGAUGGCGGGGACGACCUUGUGGAUGACGAUGAAGGGGAUGGCGACGCAUCACCGACGCUCUUCUCAUCCGAUGACGAUGGUGAAGACGAUGAGUUUUUGGACGCGUCGUUUGAGUUCCCCGUGCCACCGAGUGGGCCCGUGCCUGCAGGCAUGGCGACAACAGCAACACUCCCGCGUGACGCUGUUGCUGGCGAUGGCGGGCACUACUGCACGCUGCUCGUCUCUGGGCAGGACACGUUUGACGUCCUGCACGACAAGCUGUCUCGCCUGCCGCUGAUGGACCCGCGCGUCAAGGCACUGUACAUUGACGUCGGGGCGGCACUGAACAUUGAGGACGACCUCAACAUGCAUCUGUUCCAGCUGCUGGUGCUGCGCUGCCUCUCGCGCGACGACAGGCUGUGGCACGUGCCACGCCACGUCGCGGUGUACGUUGAGAUUGGCAACACGCUGCACGACCGCUUGAGCCAGCAGCUCGCGCUCACCACCAAGGCGCCGUUUGCCGAUGAAGUGGCGGCAUCCACCACACAGGCUGCGCCUGCACAGACGGGCGCGCCCACCGCCUCUUUUACCAAGGAAGUGCUUGGGUGGGACGCAAACAACAUUCACGUGCCAACGGAUACAAGCUCCCCCAUCCAGCGUGCUUGUCGCUACCUCGACCUCCUGCACAGGGACCAGCUCACGGACGUGGUGUACAGGGAACCUGAUCUGAACGCCAUGGAUGGCAUUGAGCCGACACCACUGAGCAAGGGAGACUGCAUUCGCCUCCUGACGCAAUACUUCCCGCGCCUGCAAGCGAACCACGCCUCCUUUGGCGAACUCAACACGUUCCUCCUCGUCGCCGCCCAGCAGCUGCCGCGCAUGUUCACCAGCUCGUUCCUCACCGCCAACACGCUGCAAAACUUCAUGGAGUUGGCUGAGGAGCGCGCACAGGAGAUUCGACGCGGCGUGCUGACGGCGGUGGUGAAGACGGCUCAGCGGUUCGCCGUGCCCUCCGUUGACGCCGUGAGAGACGCGCAGCACCACCACCAGGACGCGGCAGGGACGGUCACCGAUGCCAUGCUGCGGCAGAUGGAGAGAGCCAUCACGUGGACGGAGAUGGAGCACUGGAUGCUGUGCGCUGCCAACGACGGGUGCGCAUGCCCCUUCUACUCGGACCCAAACAGUGUCCCGCCACAGGUGCGGAAGUUCUUUGAGGUGCAGGGCGCGCCGCUCAAGCCAAUGGACGCACACUCGUCGGAAGAGCUGUUUGUGCGCAUCAAGCAGCUGUUGGGCCACAACAAAAACACAGAGCAGGGCCAGUACGCCAUGACACCAGACAACCUGCUGAAGAUGGUGCUGAUCUACAUCCGCAUCACCAACAACGUGCCGUGCAUUCUCAUGGGCCACGCAGGCUGCGGUAAGACGUCCCUCUUCAAGCAGCUGGCACACAUGUGCAGCGACGUGGUUUACGAACGGCCACUUGGCAUUCACGCAGGCACCACGGCGCAGGACAUUAUCGAUUACGUCAACGCAGCCGUGGAUCUGGGGGAGAGCUUGCUGCAGGACACCGGGUACGCUGAUGUGACGGUGGUGCCCCAGGCUGGUGAUGGUGCUGGUACACAGGGGCAAACUGACGACCAGGCAGCCACGUUGGCCACAGGAGAGCAAGAUGGUGAUGCUGACCCCAAUGCUCCCGGCUCUGCAUCGACUUCGUCAACGGCAACAACCCCUGCAGCAGCGCCGUCAGCGGUGGCCAUUGCGCCACAGCGCAACAACGUCACGGUGUGGGUCUUCCUUGACGAAAUCAACACGUGCGAGCACCUCGACCUGCUGUCGGACAUCAUUGUGCGCCGACGCUGCGGCUCCCGCUCCAUCCCGGACAACGUCAAGAUUGCGGCUGCGUGCAACCCGUACAAGCGCCGUGACCGCCCAGCGCCAACACCAGGGCUGGUCACCACGGAGCGCCAGCCCAUUGACGCGCAGUCGCACCUCAUGUACCGCGUGCACCCGCUGCCGGAGGCGAUGCUGCCGUACGUGUGGGACUUUGGCGAGCUGUCUGCUGGCGACGAGCGGCUGUACAUGGGCAGCAUGGUGGACGGCCUUGGGCUGGACCAGGACGAGAAGAACGCCGUGGUGGAGAUGCUGUAUCAGUGCCACGACUACCUGAGGAAGAAGACAGAUCACAUGAUCAGCUUGCGUGACGUCAAGCGUUUCUGCACGCUGUUCAAGUUCUUCAAGAAGUGGCGGCAGCAGCGAGCAACCCUCCCCCGGACGAGGCCACGAGAGCGCAAAACGAUCCUCAGAGGCCUGUCUGAGAACAUGCACGCCGCGUGGCUGUCGCUCAGCCAGUGCUACAUGGUGCGUCUCCCUGAAGACAACAAGCGCAACGAAUUGCUUGACCAGUGCAUUGCACACGUUGGUGCACGUCACAAGCGAGGCCGCGAUGGCCUUUCACAGCUCAUUCGCGAGGAGCAGCUGGACAUGGUGGAUCGCAUGGACAGGCGGGCGCCGCAGUUCCAGAAUUUAGCGGAGAACGCGGCCUUGUUGGAGAACACGUUUUCCAUUGUCGUGUCGCUGCUCAACCGCAUCCCCAUCUUCCUGAUUGGCAAGCCGGGCAACAGCAAGACGGUGAGCAUGAGCCUGGUCAACAACAGUCUCCGUGGCCGCGACUCGCGCGACCCGCUGCUCAAGCUGUACCCGGGCAUCACCGUGUUUGCGUACCAAGGCAGCGUCGAGGCGACGAGCGAGGGCAUCCUGCAGGUGUUUGCUCGUGCGGAAGCGUACCUGGACAGCGCCAACCACCAAGAUGUGCUGCCCGUGGUGGUGCUGGAUGAGGUUGGACUGGCCGAGUACUCGCGCCACAACCCGCUCAAGGUGCUGCACGCCAAACUUGAGCCGCCAGACGGCAGCGAGCUCCGUGUUGGCGUCGUCGGCAUCUCCAACUGGGCGCUCGAUGCGGCGAAGAUGAACCGCGCACUGCACAUCUCCCGACCGGAGCCGUCGCGGAAGGAUCUUUGCAAGACCGCAAUGACGAUUGCCAAGAGCUUCAUUGCCAAGGAGCAAAACGUCACCAACGUGGGCGAUGUGUGGAAUCAUAACUUGCCUCUUCCCCUGCAAACGGUGCUCAAGGGUGUGGCAUAUGGCUACAACGCCUACAUGAGGCAGUGCAAGGCCGAGAACCGCCAGCCCUUCUUUGGCCUCCGCGAUUUCUACAGCGUCUGCAAGACUGUGUGCCGCAGGAUGGACGAGCUGAACGCGAGCGAGGGCGUGGUGGCGACAGCCAUCAUCCGCAACUUCUCCGGCACGCUCGGAGGCGACACCGCCCACAGCGACCGGCAGCUCUUCUUCACGCUCGUGCAGCAGCAGCUGCAGCAAGUGGGGUGGUACCACGCUGAUCGCUUGGCUGUCGCGCUGAUGAAUGCGAGCCACAGCACCGUGGCAUGCAUUGAGGACAACUGGCAGGACGUGUUUGCGCGCCACCUGAUGAUCGGGUCUGUUGGUCGCGCGGCGCUGUCCAUCUUGGACACGAGCAACGCCCUCAUUAUCCGCGGCAGCCAGUUUGAGGCGGACGUGGUGAGCGAGGAGUACCCAUACUCUGUGCUGAGCCAGAUCAUUCUGAAGAUGGAACACGGUGGCGUGCUGGUGCUGGUCGACCUUGAUUCCAUCUACGGUAGCCUGUACGACAUGCUGAACCAGAGCUACACCAUGAUCAAGGGCCGGCGCAACUGCACCAUAGCCCUGGGCUCCCUCAGCAACCCGCUGUGCCCCGUGCACGAGCGGUUCCGCUGCGUCGUGCUGAUGGAUCGGGAGAAGAUGCAGACGUACGACCCGCCCUUCCUCAACCGCUUUGAGAAGCACCUGCUCAGCUUCACAGACGUGUUGUCGGAGGACCAGCGGGAUGUGUGCGCGCAGGUGGAGAACUGGCUCACACGCAUCGUUGCGCGUGGACAGGACACGUCCGCCGUGACGCCACAGGACAAGGCGAGGGCCAUCCCGUGCUACAGCGACAACAUGGUGCCAAGCCUGCUGCUCAAGCACCUGGCGAGCAUGCAGGCCGCCAUGGGAUCGGGUGGGACCAAUCUGGCUGGCAUUGGCGGCGGUGGCAGAGGCAGCAGCACAUCAGCUGUUGCCGCCACACCAACGGCGCCAAGUGCACCAGGAGAAGCCACCAGUGCGUGGCAGUCUCAGGAGCCUGGUGACGAGAGCUGGCAGGAACUGCUGCAACACCAAGAGGAAGAAUUGAAGGCACACGUGCCACCAAGCUAUCUCCAACAGCAACAGCAACAGCAACAGCAACAGCAGCAACAACCUGCCGGUGGUGCGACGGGAAGCCGGUUCCUGCGCGCAUCGCAAUGGCACCUGACCCCCGACCUGGCACAGCAGCUGCAGCAGCGCAUCAAGCACAGCUUGAUUGAUCUAAUGACGCUUGAGUUUGUGGUGUCCCUCACGCAGUUUUCGGACGAGGACAAGCAGCGCGUGGUCGACGUGUACAUGCAUGAAUCGUCGCACCACUCCCUCACGGGCCUGUUGGAGUGGCUGCAGUGGUUUGGUGCUCCGUCAGGGGAUGGUGAUGGUGGUGGUGGUGACGAACAACAAGGGGCCAGUGUGCGCAAGGGCGAUUAUGGCGAUUAUGGCGAUGGUGGUGGUUAUGAUGGCGAUGGUGGUGCUGGUGGUCAUGAUGAUGACGACGCCGCCACUGAUGAAGGUGCCGCUGAAGACGAUGACGAUGAGAUGCUGGAGAAACCAAGCAAAGCGAAGAAGGCACGUCAGCAGCCGCUGCCGGCCCAGCCGCUGCGCCGCCUGUUGCUGGUGACGCGCACCAGCAUCUUCUAUCCCUUCAGGGAGGUGUCGGAGUGUGAGAUUGUGCGUGUGUCCGACAUCAAGUCUGAGCGCAUGUUGUCGCUUGAGCUGCGAGAAGCACUGCGCCGCGCCGGCCGCCACGGUACGGUUGUGGUGCAGCUGCUGCUCAACGAGUUCAAGCACCUGGCCAUGGUGCAGGAGAAGGUGGACGGCCUGCUGGCUGGCAUUGACCGGGAGACGCGCGGCGAUGCUGGUCUCAACGGUGAGCACACACAUGGUGGCCAGGGGUGCAGCCGCGUGAUUGUGUGCGUGCACAUGCACUCCAAGACGACGAGCCUCCGCAAGCAAGCGCAGGAAGUGGCCAUGCUGCAGACCAUCACCGCGUCUGCGGAGUGGGAGCUGCGCUACUGCGACGAUCUCGGCUCGCUGCCCUCCUUUGCUGCACAAGCCCUGCAGCAGGAGCAGCAUACGCAGCACGUGAGCGGUGGCGGUGAUGAUGUUGGCGGUGCGGCGAUGCAUGUGCCAGCUGGGCCAUCGGCGCCACCUGUUGUUGAGCCGACCCUCAACCUGAUUGAGCUGUGCUCGCACUCUCUGCAGGACGUGGUGCUGCGCCACGAUCAUUCGCUGCUGCACUACCGGCGCCUGAUCACCCCAGACGCGCUGUGGUGGUGCUACUCGCGCAUCGACUUCUCGCGCGUGCCGCACUGCCAGCAGCGUGCGCGGUCCUCAAUCGACCGGCUGCUGGCCGCGCUCACGUCCCAAGACCAGGAGGGCGAGCAGCUGUGCAUGAUUUUGGCGCACGCGGCGGCGCUGAUGCUGGAUUCCACCACGACGUGGGUUGCACAGCUGGCGCAGCAGGACAUGAAGCAGCCAAGCUACGCCACGUUUGGGCAGCGUGUGGUGCGCACGGCGCGUGAGGCAUUCCUGUCUGCGCUCGCACGCAUCAUCUUCAGCAUGGAGCAGCACCACUUUGUGCCCGAUGUGAGGCAGCUUGUGCCUGACGACGCCACGCGCGCGCUGCUUGCUCAGCUCGAGAUUUCCCCGCGGGCGUACGCCGUGCUCGCACUCGAUGCACUGCCGUCCACGGCGCGCGCAUUUGCCGCCAGCACUGCGCAGCACGAGCUGCCAGUUGUUGGCGACGAGGGCGACGCGGAUGACAUUUCGCCUGCAACCACAAGUGUGCUGCGUCCCGUGUCACUGCGGCUCCCAGAAACGCAUCGCUGGUACAACAGCCUGUGUGCGCUGGCAGAGGCGCUAUUUGCCGAGAUGGACGCGGCGCCCACGGAGCAGACGCGUGCCAGCCACGUGCAGGGGUUCAUCGCACGCGUGCGUGACGCCUUUUCGCACGCCAUGGCGGCCGGUGUGAGCACCGACGACGUCACUCUUGACAUCAUGGACACACAGGACGAUGAUGAUGGCGACAUGGACGACGUGAACGACAUGGACGAGCGCGAGGACGAUGAUGAUGAUGACGAUGAUGACGAUGAUGCAUUCAUGCACUUGUCGCUGACACCAGCCCACACCGAGCCGUACGCGGCGCCGGUGACAGCAACAGCAACGGGGUCGCCGUCGCAGCAGCUGCUCAGGUUCUUGCAGCAGAGCUUCGACGAAGACAAACCACUGUGGUCCGUUGGUAGUGAGCGAAGGCGCCUGGUCUCCGACACGGUUGCGCUCUUCAGCCAGAUGCUGCACCUCAACUACGCGGAGAUGACGGCACAGGAGCGGCGCACGACCCUCGCCCGGCUGUGCCGAAUGGUCACGCGUGCAGCGAUGACAUUCUGCCCCAUCUGCCUCGUCACUGCCGUGAACGUCAGCACAGAGUGCGGCCACAGAUUCUGUCGCCAGUGCAUUGUUCAAUGGGCCCAGGCGAGUCGCACGUGCCCAACCUGCCGCCGCGUCCUCAACGUGGCCAACCUCACGCCCAUCGAGAGUGAAGAAGACGAUGGUGGUAACGGUACUGGUGGCCAGACGAGCAACCACUUCUGGCUGCCGCAUGUUGGGCACGCUGUCCACACAGCUGUGCUGCACUUUGCAGGCGGUCACCGUGAGGUGCACGAGCUAUUCCAGCAAGCGCCUGGCCCCUUGUUUGAGGCACUGAGCGCGGUGAUGUCCCACGACAACUUUGAUGCAACGCAGAGCCCGCCCAUGCUCGUGCUUGCCGUUGACGUGCUGGAGCGCUUUGUGGUCGAACGCGCCAUCAACGGCUGCAGCCUCAUCGCCAUCUUGCACAUGGAACACCACCUGCAGCCGUGCGUGAAUGCGGUGCAGGAGGUGAUGAGCAACGUUGGCGACGGUAUGGGUGGCAUCUCCCCGGCGCAGGCACGUGAUGGCGUGGUUGGCAUUGCUGUGCUGCGUACAUGCGUGCGUGUCAUUGCGCGCGCGCUGUUGGACCACGACGUGGCCGAUUUGGAGACGCUGACUGACGUGCUUCCCGUGCUGUUUGGAGGAGACGAUGAUGGUGACGACUUUGCCAGUGGUGUCAACGACAGCAUGAGCGUGAUCCAGCGCAUGCGCCUGUUCCUGCUGCAGCUGCUGAAGCAAGGCCGCAGCUUUGCCGAGUUGCGCACGGUGCUGGUUGCCCUCAUGGACUACCUGCCAUGGGCAGACUCACUGCAGUGGCCAGACCUCGACCAGCAGCCGGUGCUGUUCAUCCCGUUUUCCGUUGUCGACGCUGCCGAGGAGCGGCGCCAGUGGCGGCGCCUCCGCGCUGCUGCCACCCGUCCAGCACAGGCGGCUGCGUUUGAACUUGGGCCGCGGGCCAUGGCCACCCUCAUGAUCCGCCUGCACAUGCGGCAGUGCGACGCGACCUUCCGCGACGCCGUCGUCGGCCAGCCCGCGCUCACCACGCACGAUGCAGCCGCGGAGAUUGCACCGCUGCUCACUGUCCUGCCGUCCGCGGACGUGUGGACGCGCGGUGCCCCUGAUGGCUUCACGCCGGCUGAGCAGGAGGCGUUUGUGAGGCGAAUGCAGCACACGCGUGUGCUGGUCCUGCGCCUGGCCUGCAAUGUGCUUGAUGCUUCGCUGGAGGGCCGCCGGGCCGGUUUCCUGGACACGAUUGUGCGCUCGCCCGAGCAGUGCGCACAGAUGUUCAUCCCUGCCGCUGCGGAUGACGACACGCUGGCUGCCCUGUCUGCGGUGCAGGACAAGACGCGCUUCUACCGCUGCCCGUGUGGCGAGCCGUACGUCGUGGGCAACUGCGGCCAGUUCAACGGGUCUGGGCGGUGCGCGCGCUGUGGACAAGCCAUUGGGCGCGGGGCGCAGAACCAAGGCGCCGUGAACCAGCAAGGGCCCAUGCAGCAGCAGCAGCGCGGAUACGUGCCACUGCCGCUGCAGGCCUUCCAGCGGGGGGCGCAGCCAACGCGCGGGCUUCCCCCACGCGCCGCUGCCGUGCUGGACCUGUUGGUGCAUGCUGGGCUGCUGGCUGCUGCGGCGCAGGGCAAGGUGGAUGCUGUGCGCGAGGUGGUGGGUACGAAACUGCCGCACAUCCCGGAGAACAGCAACACCGCGGACGUGUGCUAUGCGCUGCUGCGCCGCCUGGUGUCCGUGUACGAGCGACUGGAGACGACGGUGGCGGCGGACACGCGUGCGGCCGUGAGGACAAUGGUGCUGCAGCACACGUUUGUCGGCAAGGUGAAGUUUGAGCGUGUUGACCCGGCCAAGUGCGGGUUCCUGUUUGGGCAGGAGCAAGGCGUGCCCUUCCUUGAGCUGUGCGACCGGCUGUUCACGGCGCACAAGCAGUACUGCCGCUCCAUCACCCCCGAGCGGGUGCGGGCCAUGAUUGAGUCGUCCAACUUCCAGCCGUCCAUCCACGACCUGCGCAGCAAGCUGGAGGUGCUCAUGUCGCAGCUCAACGACCACCUGCUUGGCAUGGGCGGCGACGCGUCUGGCGUGGGCAACUUGCUGUGCAGGACGACGCUGGCCGAGUUUGCGCUGAUGGCGCGGCCGGUGGAUGCCACGUCGCUGGCGCUGCUGCAGUCGUGCGGGUGCCACGACCUGGCUGUCGGGCAGCUCUUUGCGCUCUUUGAGCUGGUGUACGAGCAACUCAUCUUCCAGGAGUCGCGCGGGCACACGCCGCUGGAGGAUGAGGCCGAUGGCGCCAUUGUCCGCGACCUGGGGGAGGCGCAGCGGGCCGAGCGGUUUGUUCCUGCCGCGGUUAUGCACACGCUACGGCGGUUCUACAUCACCCACUACGCGCAGUACCAGCACAUGGGUGACAUGCCGCUUGCCGACUUCUGGGGCAGCCUGAUUGAGGAGCCCGUGUUUGUCAUGGACGACCUGGCGAACCCGCAGCAACAGCUGCAGCUGCCAGACUCGCUGCUCCUGCGUCACGUCGUGCCGCUCUACGUCUGGCUGCACCAACUGCCGCAGUGAUGUGUGUGGUGGGGGGGGGGAGGGGUUGUGGGUUGUGUGGGUUGUGUGGGUUUGGUGUGUGUGUGACUUUUGGGAGUGUGUAGAUGAUUGUUGCUUUCAGUUGGUCGUGUUACUUUCUUGCUUGCUUGCCUGUGUUACUGGCAUUGUAGUUGUGUUGUUCAAGUUUCAAUAGAAGGUCGUUCCCAUUGAAGUACAAGACGAGGAGGA